AUGGGGACAAGCCCAGAUGGAACUGUUUUCACUGGCAGUCACUGGCUCUUCUUCUCCGUGUACCUCCUGGUCUUCCUCGUGGGACUCCCGCUCAACGUGAUGGCUCUGGUGAUUUUCGUGGGCAAGCUGCGACACCGCGCGGUGGCCGUGGACGUGCUCUUGCUCAACCUGACGCUCUCGGACCUGCUCCUGCUCCUCUUCCUGCCAUUCCGCAUGGUGGAGGCGGCCAGCGGCAUGCGGUGGCCUCUGCCCUUCAUCCUCUGUCCCCUGUCUGGCUUCCUCUUCUUCACCACCAUCUAUCUCACCUCCCUCUUCUUGGCAGCUGUGAGCAUCGAGCGUUUCCUGAGCGUGGCCUACCCGCUGUGGUACAAGACCCGGCCACGGCUGGGCCAGGCUGGUCUGGCCAGUGGCAUCUGUUGGCUCCUGGCGUCUGCCAACUGCAGCGUGGUCUAUGUCACUGAGUACUGGGGAAACUCCACCUACAGCCAGGGCACCAAUGGAACCUGCUACCUGGAAUUUCGGGAGGACCAGCUGGCCAUCCUCCUGCCUGUGCGGCUGGAGAUGGGUGUGGCUCUUUUUGGGGUGCCUUUGCUCAUCACCAGUUACUGCUACAGCCGCCUGGUGUGGAUCCUUGGCCAGGGAGCCAGCCGGCGCCGGCGCCGGCGGGUGAUGGGACUUUUGGCAGCCACACUGAUCAACUUUGUCAUCUGCUUUGGGCCCUACAACGUGUCUCACUUAGUGGGCUACAUCCGUGGAGAGAGCCCAACGUGGAGGAGCUAUGUGCUGCUCCUCAGCACCUUGAACUCAUGUGUCGACCCUCUUGUCUUCUACUUCUCAUCGUCUAAGUUUCAAGCAGAGUUUCAGAAGCUGCUGGGGAGGCUUAGUGGGGGCUGCGUGCCCUGGACUCAGGAGGUUAGCUUGGAACUGAAGGUGAGGAACAUGGGAGAAGAACAGACCCCGGACUGUCCAUCCUAG
Molecule: messenger RNA, 975 nt
Organism: Jaculus jaculus (lesser Egyptian jerboa)
Lineage: Eukaryota; Metazoa; Chordata; Mammalia; Rodentia; Dipodidae
Product: free fatty acid receptor 3
Exons: 1
Coding region: 1-975 (324 amino acids)
Biological process (GO): G protein-coupled receptor signaling pathway; cellular response to fatty acid
Cellular component (GO): plasma membrane
Molecular function (GO): G protein-coupled receptor activity
Source: RefSeq, a predicted model, not a curated record